GACUUCUGUGGUGAGGAGACAGUAAACAAGCAGAAGGGAGUAGAAGGGCAGAGGCAAACAGAAAGGGAAGAGGGGACUCUUGUGUCAGCUCUGGAUGCUGGAAACAUCAGACCGAGGGAAGUUCUUUCACCCUUCUGUUAGGCUGCGAACAUCUGCAGAUCAAAAGAAGAGUGUUUCUUAGCCAACAACGACGCUCAAACUGCGGGUUUGAAGCUGAUCCAGGAUGCAGUCCUACCUCACUCUGCUGAUGGGGAUCGUGGCCUCUGCUGCUUCAGUGGAAUGGAGGCGUCCAGUGAUCAAGUUCAACUCUAAGGUGGUGGGGAGCUCGGAGGUGGUGGUCAGACCCGGGACCUCUCUGGAUCUGAAGUGCGAAGGCGACGGACCCGUAAACUGGCAGCCGAGGCUAGCCAAACACAGACGUUUCGUCUCUAGGGGCAACGGGAACGUCCGCACCUUUAAGGUGGAACAUCCCACGGCAGAAUUCACUGGAACAUACAGAUGUUAUUACACUGCAUUGCCACAGCAACGUCAACUGAUCUCCUCAGUGCAUGUGUAUGUAAAAGAUCCAAGCCGUGUGUUCUGGACCAGCAGCACGUCCUUGCGGGUGGUGAGGAAGGAGGGUGAGGACUACCUGCUGCCCUGCCUGCUGACCGACCCAGCAGCCACGGACCUUGGCCUCCGCAUGGACAAUGGCACCAGUGUGCCGCCAGGGAUGAACUUCACAGUUUACCGGCACCGCGGUAUUCUCAUCCACAGCCUCCACCCGAGCUUCAACGCUGACUAUGUCUGCACAGCCAGGGUCGACGGAGUGGAGAAGACGUCCAAGGCCUUUUCCAUCAACGUCAUUCAGAAGCUUCGCUUCCCUCCAUACGUCUUCUUGGAGACAGAUGAAUAUGUGCGCAUUGUUGGAGAGGAGCUCAAGAUUCUCUGCACCACGCACAACCCCAACUUCAACUACAACGUCACCUGGAAAUACACCACCAAGUCGAGAGUGAUAGUAGAGGAGAAGGUUCGCUCCGGUGGAGAAAACCGCCUUGACAUAACGAGCAUCCUGACCAUCUCGGCUGUGGAGCUUGCAGACACGGGAAACAUUUCCUGCAUUGGCACAAAUGAAGCAGGGGUGAACAGUUCAACGACAUACCUGCUGGUUGUAGAUAAGCCCUACAUCAGGCUGUUGCCCCAGCUGUCCCCUAAACUGGCCCACCAGGGCCUUUCGGUCGAGGUGAAUGAGGGAGAAGAUCUGGAGCUCAGUGUGCUCAUCGAAGCGUACCCCCACAUCAUCGAGCACAGAUGGCACACCCCAACAUCUCCCAACACAUCCACACAGGAGCACAAGUUCAUCAGAUACAACAACAGAUACCAUGCAAGUCUGCAGCUGAAGAGAAUGAACGCACAGGAGCAGGGGCAGUACACCUUCUUUGCCAGGAGUGACUUGGCCAAUGCGUCCAUCACGUUCCAAGUGCAAAUGUAUCAGAGACCUGUUGCCGUGGUGAGAUGGGAAAACGUAACCACGCUCACUUGCACCUCAUUUGGCUAUCCCGCUCCCAGAAUCAUCUGGUACCAGUGCUUUGGGAUACGGCCCACGUGCAAUGAAAAUCACACAGGGCUGCAGAUGGCGAUCCCCCUCCAGGCUCCCACGGUGGAGGUGCAGAGGGAGGAGUACGGGGCCGUGGAGGUGGAGAGCGUCCUCACCGUUGGGCCGUCCAGCCGGCGUAUGACGGUGGAGUGCGUGGCCUUCAACCUUGUCGGCGUCAGCAGCGACACCUUUGCCAUGGAGGUUUCCGACAAACUCUUCACUUCCACCUUGACUGGUGCAGCGGGCAUUCUGGCCAUCCUCCUUGUGCUUCUGGUUUUCCUGCUUUAUAAAUAUAAACAGAAACCCAGGUAUGAGAUCCGCUGGAAGAUCAUAGAGGCAAGAGAUGGAAACAACUACACCUUCAUUGACCCCACUCAGCUGCCCUACAAUGAGAAGUGGGAGUUCCCAAGAGACAAGCUGAAGCUAGGAAAGAUCCUGGGUGCAGGAGCUUUCGGGAAGGUUGUUGAGGCCACAGCUUACGGUCUGGGAGAUGAGAAGGAAAAUGCGAUGCGAGUGGCUGUGAAAAUGUUAAAAGCCAGCGCUCAUUCAGAUGAGAGGGAAGCCCUGAUGUCUGAACUGAAGAUCCUGAGCCACCUGGGACACCACAAGAACAUUGUCAAUCUUCUGGGAGCCUGCACCUAUGGAGGACCGGUGCUCGUAAUCACAGAAUACUGCAGUCUCGGCGACCUCCUGAACUUCCUUCGCCAGAAGGCAGAGACCUUUGUGAGCUUUGUUAUGAACAUUCCCGACAUUAUGGAGAACUCUAAUGACUACAAGAACAUCUGCAAUCAGAAACACUUCCUUAGAAGUGACAGCGGGAUCUCCAGUACGUCCUUGAGCAGCUACUUGGAGAUGAGACCCAGUCAGCUGCCAAAUAUUGAAUCCUCUCAAGACCCUGUCUGCGAGGAGACUGCUGACUGGCCGCUGGACAUCGAUGACUUGCUGCGGUUUUCCUUUCAAGUGGCUCAGGGCCUGGACUUCCUGGCUGCUAAAAAUUGUAUUCACAGAGACAUCGCUGCCAGGAAUGUCCUGUUGACUGAUCACAGAGUGGCCAAGAUUUGUGACUUUGGUCUGGCACGUGACAUCAUGAAUGACUCCAACUAUGUGGUGAAGGGCAACGCUCGUCUGCCGGUGAAGUGGAUGGCUCCAGAGAGCAUCUUUGACUGUGUCUACACCGUCCAGAGUGACGUCUGGUCGUACGGCAUCCUCCUGUGGGAGAUCUUCUCUUUAGGCAAGAGCCCGUACCCCAGCAUGGCUGUGGACUCCAGGUUCUACAAGAUGGUGAAGCGCGGCUACCAGAUGUCCCAACCAGACUUUGCUCCCCCCGAGAUCUACACGAUCAUGAAGAUGUGCUGGAAUCUGGAGCCAACGGAGCGGCCGACGUUCAGCAAGAUCACUCAGAUGAUAGAAAGACUGCUCGGGGACCAACCUGAGCAGGAACAGCUAAUUUACCAGAAUGUGGAGCAGCAGAUAACGGAGGGCGAAGUGUGUGAUGAGCCCAAGUGCUGCGACGGCCCCUGUGACCAGUCUUGUGACCACGAGGAGGAGGAGCAGCCUCUGAUGAAGACCAACAACUACCAGUUCUGUUGAAAAAGCCAGAACCCGCCAAACAAUCAAUCAUUCAAUCAAUCAAUCAAUCAGUCAUUCAGCAGACCAAUCACUCAUCAGCAGGCAUCAGGAAAGUGGGAUCAUCGACGGUAGCUCGACAGCUCGGACGGUUGCAGAGAGAGUCGCCUUCACAGCUAUUUUUUGCCCCGUCGUGUCUGCUCGCCAGCUGCAGCGAGCAUGUGACUUGCUUCUUUGCAGACCAUGACAAGAAAAUGCCACGUCGGGACACCGACUGCAGACAUGAAAGGAGGAAAUAAACCGCAUAAGCAUCCGAAGCUGUACCUUAUCCUAACAGACUGUUUAUCACUGCCUCCGUCGUGCAUCUGAGGCCUAAUCUGUUGCAGGAGACUCUGCUUGUCCUUCCCCCCCCCGAGAGUGUUCUUAAUCCUAUAUUUUACACUAUGUUUAUUACUUUUAUUUUUUUUAACAUUACUGCCCCAAGAGAGUGAAUGUCUUUUUUUGUGUGGAGAUUUCAGUCACUUUUGUCAGCAGGUUCACUUCCUUUUCAUCAAUUUACUGCAUGUGUUCCUCAGAGGAAGCAACCCAACAGUCUGCCCGUCUUCAUGCGCUCUCUAAGCUUAUUAUCAGCUCACUUUAACUGAACAAUGUUAUAAACAGGCCAAAUCGACCGUGGAGAAGGCAAAGAAUGGCCGCGUUGUUUUUCCUCUCCGUGCUCUGGUCACUGCCAUGUUUCUUGUGACACACUUACAGUAGCUGUCAGUCAGUGGCGACAUGUGAUUGUUCCACUUCAAUCCAGUUCAUUAACUAGUGCUUCGUGUGAUUGAGGAGCGGGGACGCAGCUGAACUGAGCGGGGAAAUCUGUGGAUCCGUCACGGAUCGGAUGAACAAUGGUUCAUGUUUGACAAUGUGAAAGUUUUUCGGGGAUUUCUAUUUUUUAUUUUUGUUUUUUGUUUUGUUUUUUGCAUGGCACAACCGACUCCUCUCAUUUCCUGUAGAGUUAGACGUGUGUUUUGGAUGUAAGCCUCACUGGUGUUUGUAUGUAGCAGUCAGCCUACACUGCCAACUGUAUGAAGAUUUUUAGAAUAACACAUAAGCUAUAAUGUAUAUCUCAAAAUGUAUAAAUCUCAUGAUGUAAAUCGAGAAUAAUCUUUAUUUUCGCUUAAAUGUCGUAGAAAGUAGUAGAAAGUAGCAUCGGUAGUUCAUAUACGUGUUUCGUGGAUUUUUUUUUUUUGUGCAAAUGAGACAAUCAAUGCAAAAAGCCAAUUAAAUCACUGAAAAACUG
Messenger RNA from Acanthopagrus latus (yellowfin seabream), 4427 nucleotides. It is a transcript of the gene csf1ra, whose product is annotated as colony stimulating factor 1 receptor, a. The coding region runs from base 224 to 3166 and encodes 980 amino acids. Gene Ontology annotation, molecular function: cytokine binding; ATP binding; macrophage colony-stimulating factor receptor activity. Gene Ontology annotation, biological process: multicellular organism development; positive regulation of kinase activity; protein phosphorylation. Gene Ontology annotation, cellular component: CSF1-CSF1R complex; signaling receptor complex. NCBI's taxonomy places the organism in Eukaryota, Metazoa, Chordata, Actinopteri, Spariformes, Sparidae. The record is from RefSeq and is a predicted model, not a curated record. The transcript is spliced from 22 exons.